Molecule: messenger RNA, 1674 nt
Organism: Ipomoea triloba (trilobed morning glory)
Lineage: Eukaryota; Viridiplantae; Streptophyta; Magnoliopsida; Solanales; Convolvulaceae
Product: xyloglucan-specific galacturonosyltransferase 1-like
Exons: 1
Coding region: 1-1674 (557 amino acids)
Molecular function (GO): glycosyltransferase activity
Source: RefSeq, a predicted model, not a curated record
AUGGCAGUCGCUGCUGCUGCUGUUAAGAAGAAAUCCAGGCUGCUAAUUUCCAAGAAAUCAAAACCCCAACAAGAAGAAUUCAUCAAUCCUCCCGAAAUCAAAACCCCAACAACAAGUAGUAGUAGUGUUUUCCUGCUCCGUCGUCUCCCUUCCGCCGCAAUUCUCAUCCUCAUUCUCAUCUUCCUAUGGUCUUCAUCUACCACCAUUAUUUCAGGCAACUUACUUCACCUCUGCAUUUCCUCCCGAAAGCUCCACAACGUCUACUGCAUCUCAGCCGGCACUAAACCCAAUCUCGACCUUCCCCUUCACCCUGAUCUCAAUGAAAGAGAUGAGAAUAAUAAUGUGCUGAUGAUGAUAGAGAAGCCCAGCAAGAAUUCUACUACUACUACUUUUGGAGCUGGGAAUGGGGAGUUGGAGGGUGCUUAUAGGAAUGUUGAGGAGCUGAUAACAGAGCAGCGCUCCUGGUCCUCGUCUGUUCAGAUGAGUGAAUCAACCUCAACUUGCCGUGGGGGAGUUUAUGUGUAUGAAUUGCCUGCAAAGUUCAACAAAGAUUUGGCAGCCCAGUGUGGAGACAUGAUGCCCUGGGAAAAUCUCUGCAAAUAUUUCAACAACGGAUCCGGAGCCAUGGGAGAACCCAUAGAGAAGCUAGGCAAAGGAUGGUACCAGACUCAUCAGUAUUCACUGGAGCUCAUUUUUCAUUCUCUAAUCCUCAACCAUCCUUGCAGAGUUUACAAUCCCAACGAAGCAAAACUGUUUUACGUGCCCUUCUAUGGCGGCCUCGACAUCCUGCGCUGGCAUUUCAAGAAUAAUGUCUCCCACGCUCUCAAAGACUCUCUGGGGUUGGAGCUGGUGAGAUGGCUGGAAUCUCAGCCCGCCUGGUUCAAGAAAUCAGGGAAAGAUCACGUCUUUGUUCUGGGAAAAAUUUCCUGGGAUUUCAGACGACAAGAUGGAUAUAAUUGGGGAAGCAGAUUUUUGGAGCUUGAUGAAAUGCAGAAUCCAAUCAAGCUCUUGAUCGAACGGCAACCCUGGCAUGUAAACGACAUCGGAAUCCCACACCCCACCUACUUUCAUCCACAAUCCGACCACGAUAUCAUUUCAUGGCAGCAAAAAACCAUCUCCUCAAACCGGAGAAACCUAGUGAGCUUCGCCGGCGCCGCCAGGCCAGAUUCCAAGAAAAACAUAAGAUCAAUCCUAAUCAAACAAUGCACUGGAAACCACGAAAAGUGCAGAUUCUUGGAUUGCGGCUCCGGCGGAUGUGAUCAACCGGAAUCCAUCAUUAACCUCUUCAUGGAAUCUGAAUUCUGCCUGCAACCUCCUGGGGACAGCCCCACCAGAAAAUCAGUCUUCGACUCUCUCGUCGCAGGUUGUAUCCCUGUCCUCUUUAAUCCCUUUACAGCAUACUAUCAGUAUCCAUGGCAUCUGCCCCAGGACCACCAAAAAUACUCAGUUCUCAUCGAUCAAGGAGAUGUUAGAGACAUGAAGGUGAAUGUGGUGGAAAGAUUAGCAGAAAUUGGUGUCAAGGAAAGGGAAAACAUGAGGAGAUAUAUAGUUUAUGAAUUAUUGCCUGGAUUGGUGUAUAGAGAUCCUAAUUCUGCUAAGCUCCACAAAUUUAAGGAUGCAUUUUCCAUAACAAUGAACAACCUAUUUGAGAGAGUGAAUAGAUUAGAUGUAUAG